Messenger RNA from Chenopodium quinoa (quinoa), 1500 nucleotides. RefSeq lists its product as uncharacterized. The transcript has 2 exons. Lineage: Eukaryota; Viridiplantae; Streptophyta; Magnoliopsida; Caryophyllales; Amaranthaceae. Bases 1 to 1500 code for a protein of 499 amino acids. Gene Ontology annotation, molecular function: nucleic acid binding; RNA-DNA hybrid ribonuclease activity. The record is from RefSeq and is a predicted model, not a curated record.
AUGCACUGGGUGAACAGAACGACUAUUCAAUUGCCUAAGCGUAUGGGAGGUCUUGGUAUUCGAGGUACUUCAACACUUAACAACGCACUCUUAUUUAAACAAGCAACGAGAAUGCAUUUACAUCCACAGCUUCUCCUCUCUAGAGUUCACAGAGGUUUUCAACCCUGUGGGAUAUGCAAUUUGGCUAGUUCUUAUGAGAGAAAAGGUUAUCGUUCGAUGGGAAGUUCUAGUUUGCAAAAAGUGACUGAGUCAUUCAAGAAUGGGUUUGCCUGGAAAGUUGGCAACAGGGAAAAAAUUAAGGCUAUUAGCAUGCCUUGGGUCAAUGAUGAGAUUCCAGUUGCAAAUUCAAGCCAAACUCUAAGAGGGUCUUUGGGAUGGAAGGUCAGUGAUUUCAUUGACAAAGAGUCAGCUGCGUGGAAAGUGGGGAAAGUUAGAGAAUGUUUUGAAUGGGAUAGUGCGAGAUCGAUUUUGGCAAUGGAGCUCCCCUGCGCCAUGGAAGAUGACUUCCUAUACUGGAAACACCACCCGUCAGGAAGGUUUACUGUUAAGACUGGCUAUUACUUCCUGGAAAAGGAACAAGGAGCGGGGCAUAGGGCUCUUUCGGGUGAGGAGGAAAGAUUUGUAAAGCUCAUAUGGAGCAUGCAUAUCCAACCUAAAUGGAAGAUUUUUCUGUGGAAGCUUUUUCAUGAUAGUAUUGCAGUAAAAGGAAAUCUGGUUAGAAGGGGCUUACAAAUUGAGGAGUUUUGUGAUUUUUGUGGAAUGGAAGAGGAGGACAAUUCAAUUCACUUCGAAUGUGGAUUCAGCACUAUAUCCUGCCGCUAUAACAAGGAUGGUAAGUAUGGUACCCGUAGCAUCAAUUUUAUUGCUACUUUGUGGGGACUAUGGAAAGCAAGGAAUGAAAGGAGCUUCAAUGAGGUAAACGGGGGAGCAAGCCUUGUCACCGAAUAUAUCAAUUUGGCAAUUCAAGACCAUCAAACUUUCUGCCAAAAUGAUGAGUAUAAUAAUGAUGCCAUAAUUGAGUCAAGGGAUGACCCUCACCUACCCCCAGGAUUCAACUCAGUUCAGUUGGGGAAGGAAAGGAGUGGUUAUGAUAGUUUCAUCGUAAGUGUGGAUGGGUCGUGGGAUAAGAAAACAACAAGGGCUGGGAUUGGUUGGGCAAUCAUAAGGGGUAACCAAGGAAAUGAAACUAGUGAGGGGGGUAAAUUUGGAGUGGCGGCGUCGACCCUUCAUUGUGAAGCAUGGGCUUGCUUAGAAUCUAUGAAAUGGGCAAAGGAGGAAGGUAAGCAAGGGAUUCUCAUUAUUUCGGACUCAAUUGUGCUUAUCAACAAUAUUCAAGAAGGUGUAGGUAAGGAUGUCUCAAUUGCUUGGAUAAUAAAGGAAAUUAAGAAAGUGGGUGCAUCUUUUCAAAGGUGCACAAUUCUUAAAGUUCAAAGGGACCAAGUGAGAAGGGCGGAUUUCAUAGCUAGGAAGUGCCGUAUGACCCUUUCGAAUUAUGUGUAA